This is a messenger RNA of Melitaea cinxia (Glanville fritillary), 1467 nucleotides long. RefSeq names its product protein singed wings 2 (gene swi2). The record is from RefSeq and is a predicted model, not a curated record. NCBI's taxonomy places the organism in Eukaryota, Metazoa, Arthropoda, Insecta, Lepidoptera, Nymphalidae. The transcript has 10 exons. Gene Ontology annotation, cellular component: extracellular matrix.
AUGUUCUACCAGGCUAUGUCGUUUCCAGUGACGAAUAUUUGUGUCGUUUAGUUAUUUCAGCUUUUUUCGCUGCUGCUCCCGCUUUUAAGGCUGUUUCCCUGACAUGAGGCAUCGACCUCAGGUAACAAGGGCCACUACAACACAACGGAUCACUUUGAGAAGCCGUGUUCGUUAUUUGACUACACGAAUAAGGGAUAUUGUAAAAUAUUUAGUGAAAAUCUGACCUGCUCUAAUGGAUUAACUGACAAAUGGUUAAUUAAUAUCAGAUACGACAUAUCUCACCUGACAUUACUGGAAUGGCCGGGUGAGUGUAUUAACGUGGGUCGCCUCCAGAAACAUUUCCCUCAACUGAGAUCUUUGAAUAUAAGUAACAGCACUAAUCUCAGACGUUUCAAGGGUUAUUUCGAUGGUCUUAGUAAAAUUCAGAGAAUAACAAUGCAUAACUUAACAUCACUCUGGGAAGUUCCAGCAAAUGUCGUUGAAAAACUUACAGAACUAAGAGUAUUAGACCUACGAAGCAACAUGCUCAGACACAUGAAAGAAAAUCUCCUGCGAGGGCCACCGCGUCUGCAGACGGUUUACCUAAGCGAUAACGAAUGGGAUUGUAGCGAUGGUGGCUUAGACUGGCUGGCGAUGGAGAAUGAAAAUGGAACAAUUCGGAAGAGAAUCGUAGACUAUUAUGAUCUUGUGUGUCAUCUGCACCUUUACAGAGGAAAGCCGCUACACAUAGUAAUGGAUAUUAUUCGAAUGGUGCGAGAGACUUGUCCAGAUCCCUGCGCGUGUGCAAUGACUCACGUUGUCUCUGAUCGCGAAGGAACUGUCAUCCCGUUAAUCACAGUGGACUGCUCUAAAAGAAACCUGGAACAUCCUCCAACUUCCCUUCCUCCCAGUACAACAACGCUACGUCUUGAAGGAAACAAGCUAAAUAGCAUUAGGCAGCUGGUGCAGAAUCCUCAGUAUAAGAAAAUUGUAGACUUAUACCUAGAUAAUAACAGUAUCGAAACUGUUAAAGAAUUAGAAGGAUCAGAGUGGUUUACAACAUUUAGAGUUUUAAGUCUUCGUGGGAAUAUGUUGAAGCAGAUACCAGUAUAUGCGUUCGAUAAGGCCUUUCAAGGUAACAACAAUAUAAUGCACGUGUUUUUGGGUCAUAAUCCUUGGAGGUGCGACUGUCAUUUCAUACCACGGUUUCAAGGGCUGCUUUUGAAGUACAAAAGGGUGAUACGGGACUUGACAGACAUAAGGUGUGCGAAGUCUGAUGACAAAUCUAUAUCACAAGUUCAGAUAAGUACAAUGUCAUUAGGAAACGUGUGCAGGAGCAAUGAAGUGAAAAUGCCAAUAAGUACGAUUAAUAUAGUAAAUUUAGUACUUUUAGCUCUUAUAAUAUCGAUUAUUGGCAAGUUUCUAUACGAUUGGCACAGCUUCAGGACCACGGGGAAGUUGCCUUGGAUGUCGUCAGUUCUACCAUAA